This is a messenger RNA of Apis florea (little honeybee), 1940 nucleotides long. It is a transcript of the gene scrt, whose product is annotated as scratch. Gene Ontology annotation, molecular function: RNA polymerase II cis-regulatory region sequence-specific DNA binding; DNA-binding transcription factor activity, RNA polymerase II-specific. The record is from RefSeq and is a predicted model, not a curated record. NCBI's taxonomy places the organism in Eukaryota, Metazoa, Arthropoda, Insecta, Hymenoptera, Apidae. Gene Ontology annotation, biological process: regulation of DNA-templated transcription.
UCCCCGCCGGGUGACAGCAGCCACCUGGUGAGCCGCAACGGCUGCAACGGACAACCACCCCCCCGUCAACAUGCCGCGCUGCCUCAUGGCCAAGAAGUGGAAGGCCUAUCCGUGGCCGGACCGCGUGGACGAUCCGCAGGAGGAGGAGCGGAACGAGGCCUCGAGCAUGGUGCAGGAGAGCCACGGCAUGCAGCAGCACACGUCCGCGUCGUUGGAGAAGAGGCAGCAUAGGCAUGAGCCGGAGGACGAGGAGAUCGACGUGGUCGGGGACGCGGAUGGCAGGCAGCAGGUCGAUCAUCAGCAGACUUGUUGGGGCCCCCACAGCCCCACCGCUGGUGCCACCGCGCCUAGCCCACCGCCACUCAACGCCUCCGGUGCUCUCUAUUAUCACGGUUACACGCACGAGUCGUGGAUCAACCACGAGGAGCCGCCGAAGUACGCGACGCUGCGCUCGGCCGCGGAGCUGGCCCGACCCGUGGCACCGUCCCCUCCGCCUCCGGCCGCCCCCCAGGAGCUGGCUGCAGUGGUGACCGGGUCCAGCCUGCACCAACAACAACAACCACACCCAACGACGACCCCCACGUCGUUGAGCCUGCCCCCUCGAAAAAGCCUCUCGAUGUGCUUCACCAGCACAGGCACGGCCCUCUCGUUGCCCCCGAAGAAGAAGGACAUCUACCGGCCCUACAGCCUCCAGCCGACGUCCGAGAUCCGCACGUCGGCCGAGGAGGACCUGUCCGCCGCGCAGGCGAUCCUCGACCUGAGCGCGUCACCGGCUGCGCCCACGCACUCUGUCUUCAUCCACACUUUGUCGCCGCCGCCGCCGCCGCAACCUGCACAGUUGCAGCCGCCCCCAACGGCUCAGCCCAUCCCCGUGUCCGUGCUCGUGCCGGUCCCCAGCUCGCAGACCAACCAGCUGCGCCAACAAGAGCAAACGCCUCAGCCCCAAUCGCCGGCCACCGCCGAGACCAACGCCAACAACUGCACCGGCGGAAGAGAUGGCACGAGCAGCGGGAGCAAGACGGUGGCGUACACGUACGAGGCGUUCUUCGUGUCGGACGGGCGGUCGAAGCGUCGAAGCGCGAACACGAACGGCGCCGCGGUGCCCGACAAGGAGGCCGCCCAGCCCGACAGGCCCAAGUUCACGUGCACCGAGUGCGGCAAGCAAUACGCGACCUCGUCGAACCUGUCGCGGCACAAGCAGACCCACCGCAGCCUCGACUCCCAGUCGGCGAAGAAGUGCAUCCACUGCGGCAAGGCGUACGUCAGUAUGCCGGCCCUGGCGAUGCACGUGCUCACCCACAAGCUGGCCCACAGCUGCGGCGUGUGCGGCAAGAUGUUCUCCAGGCCUUGGCUGCUCCAAGGCCACCUGAGAAGUCACACGGGGGAGAAGCCUUACGGGUGCGCGCACUGCGGCAAAGCGUUCGCCGAUCGGUCCAAUCUCCGCGCCCACAUGCAGACCCAUUCCGCGGACAAGAAUUACGAGUGCUCGAGAUGCCACAAGACGUUCGCCCUCAAGUCUUAUCUGAACAAGCACCUCGAGUCGGCCUGUCUGCGCGACGACGAGAUACCGCAGCAACAGGCGGGACCGGUUCCUACGAACGGUAAUAACAAUAACACGACGGCGCAACACCAGCAGAGCAGCAAUCGUAGUUUGUAGCAGCGCUUCGAAGGCGACAGGAAGGCGACCGGGCAAGGUCUCGAGUCUACGGCGAGGGAGAGCUAGCGGUCGUUCCCGGCGACACCUGGUUAACCGGGGGCGAUGAAGGGAACGAAGAGGAAGGGAACGGGAGGAAAAAGAAAAGAGAGAAUAAAAAGGUUGCCGUAGGUUUUAAGUAGAAAAGUGCCAGUAGAGAAAAUGGAGGAUGAUAGAGAGAAGUAACCGAAUGGUAGUGUUGUAGAAGAGGUUGUAAGUGAGAGAGAGAGAGAGAGAGAGAGAGAGA